UCGCGCGGAGAGAACCACCGGCCCUGGUGUGUGCGUUUGCCGGUGCAGUUUGCCGUUGGUUGGUUCUACAGUCGUCGCAUUGUAUUAUCUCUGCUUCGAUUUUAUAUUCAACAAAGCAAUUGUAAAGAGUUUUUAAUAACGCGACGGUGUGGCGAAAAAAAGAAAAAAAUCAUUCGUCGGCCCCGUAGCUGUAACGGACCCGCCGCGAUAGCCGUAGAUUGCCGGUAAAAGCAUCAUAGCUAUAUUUAAAUGCAAAAGAACAAAGAAACGGAACUUUUAUAUCGAGAUAUAUCGCCGAUCGAUUUCGUACGACGUAUAUCACAUACAUUCGGAGAAUAAUACAUAUAAGGAGAUACAAGAGCGGAGAGGAUUCCAUUGUCGCUGUCAACUUGCCGAACCGAAGAAACUCGCGGAUCCGAGAUGUCCUCAAACGCACGGACAGCCGGAAGCACUACCAUUUCCCCGUCGGUUAAAGACUUCUUUCCGGAUAUCCACGGUAACCUGACCAAGGUCGAAUGGGCCCAUGCCGUCAACAGCAAAGAAGACCUCGAAAAUGCCCUCGCCUCGAGUAAUAUUAUGAUGUUGGAGGCUGACGUAGUCCUGGGAACGUUGAACGAUUCGAGCAGCAAGGAUAUAAUUCCCAUCAUGGGUCAUCCCCCGGCGAACACUAGCGAUCUUUCGCUCGAAGAUUUCUUGAACACGGUCCUCAACGAUACGAAACGUGGCGUGAAACUCGAUUUUAAAACAAUCGAGGUAUUCGACGCGAGCAAAUCAAUACUUGCCAAAGUUCGCGAUAACAUGACGUUCCCCGUUUGGCUAAACGCAGACAUUCUUCGAGGGCCCGUUGAAGCAACGGGGACGCCCGUUGAUGCUAAAAAAUUCUUGACCGGCGCAGCCGAGACGUUUCCACAGUCCACUCUUUCCAUCGGUUGGACUACGAGAUACGGUACGGAACCUAAUGUAACCGAGGGCAGCUACAGUGCCGACGACAUAGCGGCGAUGUUGGACGUGGUAAAAAGUAACGACGUGAAACAGCCUUUGACUUACCCUGUCCGGGCCGGCAUGGCGGCAAACAGUUUGACCGAGCUCCAGAACUUGAUCUCUGGCUCACCGAACGGAUCAACAUUGACGAUUUGGUCGCACGAGGGCGACGAGGUUGACGGCGAUAAGUUAUCGGACUUGAUAUUGAAGGUGGGAGUCGACAAAGUCUACGUUGACGUACCGGACGACGUCUGGCAGGAGAUAAAUUUGGACUCCGGAGCUUCAGGGAUGAAAAUGGGCGCGAUGGCUUUCGGUGCUAUGCUAGCGGCUGUGAUUCUCAUCAGAUUGUUCUGAACUACUUAUAAAUAUGUUAUCGGAUGAACUUUUAUUGCGGAAGAAAAGAACCAUCAAUACCGCGCUAUUUCGCCGGGUUUGAGUAAGACGGAGUACGGCACGUUCGUGGUUGAAAUCGUAAGAUAAUCAUCGAUUACUUGACAGAACUUUGGGGCAGUUUGGUUUGAGGAUUGUGUUAAAAUAUUGUUAAGAGUUCGAGCUGAUUUUUCCAUCGAUUUUCAAUUAAAUAUUCGACGUUGUUCCAAACGAUUUGCGGAUUAUUAUCGCCCGGUGAAUAUCGCCAAUUCCAAUCGUUUCGUUGUGCAAUUUGAUACUCGAACGAAUUAUUUCAUUCGAUAUCGUUCGGGUCAGUUUUAUCGGAGGAUAACAUUGCGAUUGAUCGUAAUCGUUGUUCGGUCCAUCGGAGUAUGAAUAAAAUUAAAAAUCUAUGACGAUCGACACCUAUGAAAAACGAAACGAAAAAUAAAUAUCUGUAAUUACCUAUUACAAAGAAAUGCUAUUUAUUUCGUAUCAAUGAAAUCGACUUCUAUAGUAUAAAGGCAAAGUAUAAAUGCAUUUGUUGACUUUUUCUAUGAAUUGAAUAAUAAUAAUAAUAAAAAUAACGAUACCACCAAACUAACGAUGAUAGUUGUAAUAAUAAAUAUUCUUACUUGUGCGAGUACGUAUUUAUAAGCAUGAUCUAGGGUCGCACAGAGGUGCAUCGAAAAAUGCACACAUGUCAACUUAGGCCGCAUUUACAAUCGGCAAGUUCGAAUUAUGAAAAAUAUUAGCUCCCUGAUCAAUUAUCAAGCACUAAUUAUACGCUCUCAUUGCAAAUUGAAAGAUUUUCAUAAUUGUAUAACAGACAUACACGUAUAUAUAUAUGACCGCAUAUAUAUAUUUUUUUUUUUUCUCAAAAAAUGUUUGUAAAACAUAAUAUCACACAUAAUUGAAAAAAUGUGCACAUCGUCGUUAUACAUAUAUCUAUCGAGUUGAAUACAUGUCUUUAAUAUCUAUA
Molecule: messenger RNA, 2332 nt
Organism: Athalia rosae (coleseed sawfly)
Lineage: Eukaryota; Metazoa; Arthropoda; Insecta; Hymenoptera; Athaliidae
Product: protein FAM151B
Exons: 5
Coding region: 421-1335 (304 amino acids)
Source: RefSeq, a predicted model, not a curated record